UAAAGGCUCCCAGACGACUCCACAACUUUAAAAAAGAAAUCACCCGUUUACCCACAAUCACCCAUUGUUUAUUAACAUAGUAACAGAACAGUUAGAAACUGCAAGAAUUGCGAAGGUUAAAUGGCGAUUGUAAAGAAAAUAGAGACGCCAAACACGUGAUUUUGAAAUAAAGAAAAGAAAAUUAAAAUAACUAAGAUGAAUGUUAGAAUUUAGCCAUAAAACUCGGUGGGAAACGUAUGGAUCUUUUCGGUUCGAACGUAAAUAUUUGGACUCAUGUAGUGUUUAGGAUUUGGUCGAAGGCGUAGGAAAUGUUUCAAGGUUCUUCGUACUUGUCCGUAAUUUAAUAAAACGAUCGAACAUCCUUUUUUUUAUUUUCUCAUAUCAAAAAGGUCGCGGGUUUAUCGCGACAUUGACUCCGCUAAUUCAAUAACCGCCGAUUAAGUUCAACAACUGCGACAUUUUCCAUAACAUCACCGUUCUAUUAUUUCAUUGGAAAUUGGUACAUCAUCUGAAACACGAAUUAUUACCAACUAAGAAGAAACCAUCAUUGACAACAUUGAAUCAAUUAACAUUGGAAUAAAUCCACAACGACUUUUAAGGUUAUGUUAUGAAAGGCUAUAUAAAUUCUUAUUCACCAAGGACUCAACUCCCAAAAAAAGAUGAAUAAGUUAUACCUUCCCACAACGAUAUGUUCUGGUCAUAUUUAUCUCAUUUGCCAUCAUUCUCGCUUAUGGCCAAAGAGUAAAUAUAAGUAUGGUUAUAGCUGAGAUGGGCUCACCACCGCCCAGAGACAACUCAAGCGUGCAGUGCAAUAAAGACAGAAAAUCGGCGGAUAAAAAAGAAGUUAGUGAAACUGCGUGGAGUCAAGAGCAACAAGGGAUUCUUCUCUCUGGAUUUUUUAUUGGUUACAUGAUAAUGCAAGUUCCGUCCGGUAUUUUAGGGGAUUAUUUCGGGGCGAGAUGGAUUUUAAUUAGUUCCCUCGCGAUUUCUUCUAUAUUCACCGUUUUAUUUCCUUUAAUUGUUGAUUUAUUCCCUUAUGAGGUUGUGGUUACAUCUCGGGUUAUUGUUGGUUUGGCCCAAGCUGCUCUUUUUCCAAAUGUAACCACGUUAAUGUCGCGUUGGGUGCCCCCUCAAGAACGCGCCUCCAUAGGUGGGAUAACGUUUGCUGCGGGAUCUUUGGGAAUCAUUUUAGGACAAUUAAUAAGCGGGUUGGUUUAUGUAAUGUUUGGCGAUAAUUGGAGAUGGGUUUUUUAUAUUUGGGGUAUCAUUGGACUCGCAUGGUGCAGCUUAGCUUUUAUUUAUAUGCAUUCAGGCCCUGAAACGCACCCUUUUAUCAGCGCCAAAGAAACAAGUGAUCUUGCAGAAUGGAUCAUACCUCGAGAAGAGGGUCUUCGUUUAAGCGUUUUUAGAAUGCUGAUUGACCCAGCGGUUUGGGCCUUAAUUAUGGGGCAAUUCGGACACGAUUAUUUACUCUUUUUCUUAGCUACAAGCAUGCCAAAGUUUUAUUCGGACGUUCACAACAUGGAAAUGAAAGAUAAUAUGUGGGCCUCAUCAAUUCCAUACACUCUUAUGUGGUUUUCCAGCUCAAUCUCAGGGGUAAUCGCUGACAAAAUCAUUGAAAGAGGUGCUAAUGUAGCUUGUGUAAGAAAAAUUUACACCACCAUCGCUUCAGUAAUCCCAAGCAUUUGCCUUUUAAUGAUUCCUUAUGUUGAGUGUCAUAGCACUUUAGUAAUAGGUUUAGUGUGCAUCUCCUUGUUAACAAUGGGGCCCUUCUUUUCUGGGUUAAAAGUAAACGUCAUGGAUGUUAGCCACAAUUACGCCGGGUUAUUAAUGGCCGUUGUAAACGGAUUAGGCGCCCUUUCCGGUGUUAUGAACCCCCCGAUUAUCGGUUUCUUUGCUACGGAAAACACUUUUUCCCAAUGGAAAACAAUAAUGUGGUUAAUAUUUAUAAUUGCAUCAGUAACAAACGUAAUUUAUGUUGUGUGGGGCUCCGCGUCUCGAAGAGUUUGGGAUAUGAACGACGAGGAGGUUAAAGAGUACAAAGAGGAGCGAGAAAAACGCAAAGCUGCAAAAAAAGCCGCUAAAGAAGCUAAAAAAACUGCAAAAGCGUAAAGCAUAAAGAAAUUAGGUUAUGUUUAGGCGCUAACUUCAGAGUGAAAUUUAUGUAACGAAUUUUAAUAAAAAAAUGUUAUUAA
This is a messenger RNA of Onthophagus taurus, 2195 nucleotides long. Lineage: Eukaryota; Metazoa; Arthropoda; Insecta; Coleoptera; Scarabaeidae. The record is from RefSeq and is a predicted model, not a curated record.